CCUACAUUUAAUUGAACUAUAAUGUUUAGAAACCAUAAUCAAAGUAAAGUACCAUGAACUUUGCGGACGAUCACACAUUGAUGAUGUAUUUGUAUUUCUGUGAUUCCUAGUGACGCCACUGUGACAGUAAUUUACUACGAAAUAUGUAUUCAGUUGAUAAUAAAACUAGAGACGCGGAAUCGUCUGUUACGUAUACCAAGAACGAACGGGAAACGGAAGCUUCAUUUUUACUGUCAAGCAAUAAUUCGAGGAACUUUUUGUCAAACUCGACUCUUUCAAAGGAGAGUGCUGAUGGAGAUAACCAAAAUGGAGGAAAUCUGUACGUGCCAAGAUCACGUGGUGCAAUAGUAAUGGUGGCUUGCUUAUAUAUGAGCUUUUCGGGUUAUGGACUGGCGACAGCUCUAGGAGUUGUUUAUGUGGAGUUAAUAUCGGCGUUCCAGUGUCAAAGAUCAGAGGCGGCACUUGUUCAGAGCUUGUAUAUUGGACUUAUAUUAGGUGGUGGACUUCUCUUCACAAAGGUCGUAAUAAAGUAUGACACCGGCGCAUGCGUAAUGGCUGCUUCCGUCGCCGCUUGUGUUGCAAUGGCUUGUGGGAGUCUGGCACGUGACAUUGGCACAGUUAUAGCCCUUGUAGGAGUUGUUACGGGUUUAUUUGCAAGUGUUCAUAUCCUCGUAUCAUCAAUAGUUAUUAACUGGACUUUUGUUAACAACAGACAAUUUGCUCUUGGUAUUCUGACAUUAGGCUCUACAAUUGGACAGACUGCAAUGCCAUACAUUACUGAUGCUUUAAUGGAAGCAUAUUCAUGGAGUGGAUGUUUGCUAAUUUUGAGUGCUAUAACAUUUCUGAACAGCAUUCCAUGUGGGUUAAUUAUUCAUUAUUCGAAAAGGUAUUUUCAAACUGGAGAGAAAACCCAUUCCCAAGGCGGUACUACUUCCGUCAUGAGCUUUUUUACUGAUAGUGCCUUUAUGGUUUUCAUUGUGGCAUGUUUUAUAUUUGUAACAUUUGGUCCGGUUGAACUAUGGUUCAUUGUGGACGUCGCUGUCCUUAAGGGUUUUGGGGUUCAGUCAGGCGCGACUUUGCUGUCUCUCAAUGGAAUAUUUGGACUUGCUGGCAGAAUUAUGUGCGCUGUAAUUUUGAAAUUUUAUCCAAAGACUCGAUCCGAAUUACACAUGUGUUACGGGUUUAUACUUUGGGCUGUAGCCCAUUUUGGUGUAAUUGCCUCGCCAGUAUACUGGGGAAUGUUCUUGUCGAUGAUACUCCGAGGCUUAUCAGGGGCUGUAGUAAUAGUAUUUAUACCGUCUUUGCAGCUAGAGCUUCGAGGGUCAGAAAACUUUCCAACGACAAUUGCAGUAACUAAUGUAAUAAUGGGUGUAGGGGGUAUAAUAGGGGGAUAUCUGGGCGGGUACAGUUUUGAUGUAACAGGGUCGUACAAUCUAAUUUUCUACAUAGCUACAGUGGGUUCUGUAUAUUGCGGAAUAAGUAUGCUUAUCAUUUUUCUGAUAUUCAAAAGAAGAAAUGGUCAAUCCGGUCAGUAUCAAAAUCUACUAGGAUAAAUAGACUCUUCAAGUAAUAUUUUCAAUGACCGACAUUAUAGUGGACAUCAUCGAAAGUUGAUAGUAACGCGAAUGUACCUUAAGGUGACUAUGCAACACAGUGAAACUCCUUUCUUCUCUCCCUUCAUCCUCUCUUCCAUUUCCCCUGUCCCAGCCUCAGUGGAAAUUUACUUCUCGUUUGGAGUUUCCGAGUAUUCAUAAAAUUACGGCAUGACCAUUUUGGAACAAGGACUACAGUAAUACAAUAACUUUCUCUUUUUUUUCAUUCGAAUUCAUUGCAAAUUUCUUCUAGUGCAAAUUUGAAUACAUUUUCAAUAAAUGUCAUUAUACAUUCAUAUAUCACUGAACAUACCGUUGAUACUCGUGUAAAAUGCGCAGAUAUAUAACCUCGGGACCAACCCUGAGUCCAUUCUCAUCCAUCAGAUGUUCGUCAAAAUCCCGAGACGGGAACCACGGUAGACCUCUGGUAUGCGAGAAUGCCCUGAGUCGUGAAUGCA
Mercenaria mercenaria is the source of this 2050-nucleotide messenger RNA. RefSeq names its product monocarboxylate transporter 13-like. The transcript has 2 exons. NCBI's taxonomy places the organism in Eukaryota, Metazoa, Mollusca, Bivalvia, Venerida, Veneridae. The record is from RefSeq and is a predicted model, not a curated record. Gene Ontology annotation, biological process: transmembrane transport. Gene Ontology annotation, molecular function: monocarboxylic acid transmembrane transporter activity. Bases 144 to 1553 code for a protein of 469 amino acids.